Messenger RNA from Prorocentrum cordatum, 375 nucleotides. The record is from the annotation of a GenBank genome assembly. NCBI's taxonomy places the organism in Eukaryota, Dinophyceae, Prorocentrales, Prorocentraceae.
AUGCGUCGUGGCGGGCGUUUUAUGGCCACACCGCUCGGGAAACGAUAUACUACAAGAUGGCACUAUAUGUCCGGGUCGGACGCGCGCCUCCAAGGCGGACAUGUAGUAUUAGUACGUCUCUGUGCGUCCCACCCGAGGCCGAAUUCCGUGGACGAGCUCCCCACCAUUCCAGCCGCCAGCGCCCCGAGUCCGACGCCCGCGUCCGUGGACGACCUCCCCACCGCUCCGGUGGGCGACCUCCCGGAGCGCCGGCGCCUGGCCUCGAGCUCUCCGGAGGGCUCGCGCGGCGUGGCUGUCCAGGACCUGGCGGAGCAGGUGCCUUGGGCGCAGAGCCGCCCAGAGGCGCUGCUCCCGCUGGACCCCAUCGUGGUCUGA